CUAAGGGCGGGGAGGAAGUCACUCUCUCAGUAUCCGCUCGCUGAGGCCGUUGUCGCCAGAGCCUCCGAUCUGCAACAGUCAUGUUGCCCAACACGGGGAAACUAGCAGGAUGUACUGUCUUCAUCACAGGCGCGAGCCGUGGCAUUGGCAAAGCUAUUGCUUUGAAAGCAGCAAAGGAUGGAGCAAAUAUAGUCAUUGCUGCGAAGACCGCCCAGGCACACCCCAAACUUGCAGGCACAAUCUAUAGUGCUGCUGAAGAAAUCAAAGCAGCUGGAGGAAAGGCCUUGCCAUGUGUUGUUGAUGUGAGAGAUGAACAGCAAAUCAGCAGUGCAGUGGAGGAAGCAGUUGAGAAAUUUGGAGGAAUUGAUAUUUUGGUGAAUAAUGCCAGUGCUAUUAGCUUGACCAACACAUUGGAAACACCUACAAAGAAAGUGGAUUUGAUGAUGAACGUCAACACCAGAGGCACUUAUCUUACAUCUAAAGCAUGCAUUCCUUAUUUGAAAAAGAGUAAAAUUGCUCAUAUCCUCAAUCUCAGCCCACCGCUGAACCUAAAUCCACUGUGGUUCAAACAGCACUGUGCUUACACCAUUGCUAAGUAUGGUAUGUCUAUGUGUGUGCUUGGAAUGGCAGAAGAAUUUAAAGGUGAAAUUGCAGUCAAUGCAUUGUGGCCUAAAACAGCCAUAUACACUGCUGCUAUGGAUAUGCUGGGAGGAUCUGGUAUUGAAAGCCAAUGUAGAAAAGUUGAUAUCAUUGCAGAUGCUGCAUAUUGCAUUUUCAAAAAGCCAAAAAGUUUUACUGGCAACUUUAUUAUUGAUGAAAAUAUCUUAAAAGAAGAAGGAAUAAAAAAUUUUGAUGUCUAUGCCAUUACACCAGGCCAUCCUUUGAUACCAGAUUUCUUCCUGGAUGAACAGCCAGUUAUAGUUACCAAGAAACCAGCAACACAUGGUGCUCUUCCAGAAUUGAAAGAAGAGGAGGCGCAGCCACCACCAAAACCACGUUCUGGAGCUGUGGAAGGAACAUUUAGAAUUGUUAAGGACUCUCUCAGUGAUGAUGUUGUUAAAGCCACUCAAGCAAUCUAUCAGUUUGAACUCUCAGGUGAAGAUGGUGGAACAUGGUUUCUUGAUCUUAAAAGCAAGGGUGGCAAUGUCGGAUAUGGAGAGCCCUCUGAUCGGGCAGAUGUGGUGAUGAGUAUGUCUACUGAUGAUUUUGUAAAAAUGUUUUCAGGGAAACUAAAACCAACAAUAGCAUUCAUGUCAGGAAGAUUGAAGAUUAAAGGAAACAUGGCCCUAGCAAUCAAAUUGGAGAAGCUAAUGAAUCAGAUGAAUGCCAGGCUGUGAAGAGAAAAAAAAAUGUUGACCACUAAGCUCAAAAAGUAAAAGGGUUCAAUAGUUAAAAUUGAAUGUUUGUUUUCAUUCCUAUUAUAUUAUAAGGAUAUGCAUGUUUGUUCUGGAAAAAAUAGAAUUUCUAUAUCUAUAAGACUUGAAAUUGUAAUUAAAACAGCUAGCCAACCAAACAUAAGCAUCAUUAAGUAGAAUUCUAAGACAUUCUGUUUUUCUUAUUUUGUGAGUUUUGCCCUCUGAGUCCUGUAUCUCAUACACCAUCAUCUUCUGGGAAAAGUAUUUGGGAAAAGUAUUAUUAGUAAUCAGUCGGGGUCAAGCAGCAACAUUACUCUUUUCAUAUCUUUUUCCCAUGUAAAAUGAGACUAGUCUGUUUUAAACUUUUCAGUUUAGGAUUGUAUACUAAUGAUAUUUUAGAUUUUUAUAAAUUUGGUUUAAAGAAAAUCUU
Messenger RNA from Physeter macrocephalus (sperm whale), 1785 nucleotides. RefSeq names its product hydroxysteroid dehydrogenase like 2 (gene HSDL2). NCBI's taxonomy places the organism in Eukaryota, Metazoa, Chordata, Mammalia, Artiodactyla, Physeteridae. The transcript is spliced from 11 exons. The record is from RefSeq and is a predicted model, not a curated record. Gene Ontology annotation, cellular component: mitochondrion. The coding region runs from base 81 to 1337 and encodes 418 amino acids.